Molecule: messenger RNA, 1982 nt
Organism: Loa loa (African eye worm)
Lineage: Eukaryota; Metazoa; Nematoda; Chromadorea; Rhabditida; Onchocercidae
Product: PAB-dependent Poly(A) specific ribonuclease subunit
Exons: 15
Coding region: 8-1969 (653 amino acids)
Biological process (GO): nuclear-transcribed mRNA poly(A) tail shortening; mRNA processing
Cellular component (GO): PAN complex; P-body
Molecular function (GO): poly(A) binding
Source: RefSeq, a predicted model, not a curated record
UUCAGUAAUGCAAAGCGGAAGUGGAAACGGUGCAAGUUCUGAUUUGUUCAGUGGUUAUGAGCAGCAUCCGCCACCUCCAGGUUCACGUCUGGCGCAGUAUUUGCAUGGAAACAGCACCCAGCAAGCACCUCGACCUUCUAAUUGGGCUAACCGGAUGCCACCAAAUCAGGCGACCAUGGCGGGUCCUUAUACCUUCAGCAAUCAUCCUACUUCGCAUUCUAGCAAUCUGCCGCACUUUACAUCAUCUUUUGCUGCAAUGGGGUUGAGUGAUGAAAAAGAAAAUCCAUCAUUAUCGUCUCUGUCUUACGGUUUUCCAACAUCCUCGCAACGAUCGCUUAACUACUCUAAUGUAACACAAGCUUUGACUGUCUCUCCGAUAAUGCACGAUCCAAUGAGACCAAGCAGUCACAUAAGUCAAGAAAAUUGUGGUUCAACUACUGCAAACUAUAUGCAAGAAAAUUUCGGUGGGACAACCUAUUUCUUCACACCAACUACAACAAAUUCCACUAUUGCUGAUGGGCAGUCAUCUGUUCCACAGAAAGACGAUCGUGUAUAUGUGACAACAAAUGGUAAUUUUGUGUAUCAUGGUCCAUUACCACAUAUUGGCAAGUAUAAACCACCACGAGGACUUUCAUAUUUCACACCACCUGAACUAAAAAUGGAGCUGUUGCAACGACAACUUGCUAUACAGUGUCGCGCAGAACCAUUACUUUAUCCUGAUAUCCCACAAAAUGUCGAGUAUUUCCAGAAUCUGGUUCCACUUGAAAAUGUCAAAUUUGUGGGUGGUCAUAUGGAACGGGGAAUCAUCGGGUCACACAUCACAACAGUCUAUAAAGCAAUCAAUGGACGCGACGGGAUGCCUUAUUGUUUAAGGCGAAUUCAUAAUUUUCGAGUGAAUGCAAUGAAACAGCUAUCAUUAGCUGAUAACUGGAAAAAAUUAAUGCAUGUAAACGUUGUGCAACUAAGAGAUGUUAUACAGACUCGUCAGUUUGGCGAUCACUCGCUGCUUUUUGCCUAUGAUUAUCACCCGCUCUCGGAAACGUUGAAAAAUCGGCAUCUAAAUCGACUCAAUGGUUCUUCAAAAUUAGGACCAAUUGCAAAUCUCCCUGGAAGCGGUCCGGUGGUGCAAGAAUCUUUGAUGUGGUCCUAUAUUGUGCAACUUUCAUCAGCCCUUAGAGCUAUACACUCCGCUGGUAUGGCUGCACGAACUGUUGACCCAUCCAAAAUCAUUGUUUUCGAUAAAACCAAAGUGAUGUUGAGCAGCUGCGGCAUUCUAGAUGUCAUCAAUCCUGGGAGUGACCAUACAAUACAAUUAUACCAGCAAGAUGAUCUGAAUGGUCUUGGUCGUGUGCUGAUUGCAUUAGCAAUGGGUUCUCUGCAUGCUACACGUCGUGAAAAUAUCAGCAAUAGCAUGAGUAUUAUCAAUCAGCAGUGUACCACCGACUUAAAGAAUAUUAUUACACUUUUGUUGCAAGCUUCAACUCAGCGCCCACAUUCUAUCAAUGAAGUGAUGCCAAUGAUUGGUGCUCGUUUCUAUGCACAGCUUGAAACAACUCAAAUGAAGAAUGACCUUCUGGAAAACGAAUUAUCGAAAGAAUUGGAAAAUGGACGUUUGUUUCGACUGUUAUGCAAAUUAAAUACUAUAACUGAACGAGCAGAGUUUCAAAUGGAUAUGUCAUGGAGCGAAACGGGUGACCGGUAUUUGUUGAAGCUAUUCCGAGAUUAUUUGUUUCAUCAAAUAACUGAAACUGGUAAACCGUGGAUCGAUAUGGCACAUAUUGUCACUUCCCUGAAUAAGCUAGACGCUGGUGUUAACGAGAAAAUUCAGUUAGUUUCACGUGAUGGUGAAAAUGUGCUUGUGGUAUCGUACACAGAUUUACGACGAUGUCUGGAAAAUGCUUUCAGUGAGCUGCAAAAUCGGCCACCAUCAAUACCGAAUCCACUAUUGCCAGUAGUUGGUCAUCCCUAACUCUUGUUUAAAG